GGCCUCCAUGAUGUGUCCACAGUGAACGGGCAGCUGGUGGUCCUGGAGUGCAGACUGAGGGGAACCCCCCCCCUGCAGGUCAUGUGGUACAGAGAGGACGAGCAAGUACUGGACUCGGAUGAUUUCAGGAUACUACGCAAGAAGGCCAGCUCUGCAUCAGUGCCAGAGGAGCUGUGCACACUGGUGAUCACAGAAGCCUUUCCAGAAGACUCGGGCAUUUUCAAAUGUGUCGUCAUCAACCCCUUCGGCACGGUCUCCUGCUCUGCCAUCUUAGAAGUUUACAAUGACCUGGAGGAGCAGCUGGAGGUGGAGGCAGCCAGUCAGCAGGUAGCAGCUUCUCUCCGACAGGAGCAGGAAGACAUGUUCCAUCAGGAGACUUUCAGCGACGAAUUUCCAUCAGAGCUGCCUGACUCCAUGACCCUCCCCCCGCCUGAGUGGCCUGAGAGCCCGCUAGAAGAUAACAGCCCAGUUGCAGA
Messenger RNA from Notothenia coriiceps (black rockcod), 476 nucleotides. RefSeq names its product palladin-like. The record is from RefSeq and is a predicted model, not a curated record. The annotation marks the transcript as partial. The transcript has 4 exons. Lineage: Eukaryota; Metazoa; Chordata; Actinopteri; Perciformes; Nototheniidae.